AAGUUACCAAAGGAUUUUUUUUUUAUCCGUGAGAAUCAAAGGGUGAAGGGAUUUACAACUCAGGCAUCCCUUGACUUACCAAAGGGGUUUGCUAUUUGAAGUAGUCAAACAAGCAUUUGAUUUUCUUGCCAUUCAUUGAAAGUGUUUGUUUUGUAGCCCAUUUUAACUUGCCUUUACCUUAAAGAACGGAAAGCUUAUUAGUGGGGGUUUCAGUACCGGGCCACUAUCAAUGAAGCAUAUCAAUUUGAGCAUCAACACAAAGUGUUUAUGUUUCUAGUUGUUUCAAUAUAUAUCCUCUCAUGUGAAAAAGUUGAUCAAGGGAUUCACACCAUGGGUGGUGUCUUCUACCAUGAAGAAGAGCCAAUAAACCAUACCAAGAGAUGCAAAUUCCUUGCAGGGACUUUGAAAGAAGUAUUUUCCCACUGUCAAACUUUAAGUUGUCGGAGGCUUUCAACUGCAAGCCUUGAGGAGGAGUGCCCCAUCAUUGAUGAUGUUGAUGAGGUGGUUGUUUCAGCGGUUAGAAGUCGAGUUAUGGAGAAACAAAAGCACAAGCCAAGCCCAUUGAGAGAAGGCUUUUCCAUGGCAUAUUCUCCUGCAACAAGGGAACUGUAUGUCACUCACAGUCACACAAUGGCACCACAAGCAAAGGUGGUAGUAGGUGAUGAAGAACACAACGAAAGAGAAGAGUUCUUUUCGGUUAAAAGUUGUCUCUCGUGCUGUUCUUCUUCGAGUGCUGUGAGUGACCAAGCAUUUUAUUCUGUGAAGACAAACCUGUCUAGAUGUUCAAGCAUGAAUGAGGUUGACAUCUCAGAAUGUUGGCGGCGUUCGAUAAUUCAAGAGUUUUGUCACUGCGAGGGAUGGCCUUUUGGUCUGUGCCGUAAAGCUGUGUUACUUCCACCACUGCCUAAGUCGCCGUCUGAGUCAUGGUUGUCACGCAAAAUACAACGAAGUACCAAAGUUACCUGAACUUGUUAAGCUUUUACUUGUUCAGUUUUUUUUUUUUUUUUUUUUUUUUUUCAUGUUUCAGUUAUCUCUUGACUUGUAAGAGAGCUUGGUCGAAGAUUGUUGAAUAAUGGAUGGGUCAAGCUUCAUAUAUAGACUACAGUUUCUUUCUUUUGUCUAAUACAAAUGCCUUCGCAUUCAUUGAUAAAUAUGCAUUUCAAUAAAUUAACGCGGCUGCUGCCAUUUAUCA
This is a messenger RNA of Glycine soja, 1192 nucleotides long. RefSeq lists its product as uncharacterized. The coding region runs from base 268 to 966 and encodes 232 amino acids. The record is from RefSeq and is a predicted model, not a curated record. The transcript is spliced from 2 exons. NCBI's taxonomy places the organism in Eukaryota, Viridiplantae, Streptophyta, Magnoliopsida, Fabales, Fabaceae.